CAGUUUAUAGCACAGGGUGUCUGCUUUAACGUGCGACUGUGAAGAAUCAGAGCAAGGACUGAUGGUGAGCUGGAAGUCAUGGCAAACUGGCGAACGACAACAACAAUCAUUGUUAUUUUGCUGCAAAUUCAAGUUCUGAGCAGUGUAAAAAUCGCGGCUGCUGGUGUGGAGGGUCAGACACUGACCUUCAGAUGUGACUAUCCUCAAGAUUAUCAGAUCAACAAUAAGUACUUCUGCCUUGUUAAAAACCAGGUCUGCUCUAAAACCCUAAUACAGACAGACAAACAUGACCAGUGGGUUGAAAAAGGCAGAUUCUCCAUUUAUGACAACACCUCCACAACCUUUUUCAUUAUCCAAGUGGACAAACUCACUUUAGAGGACAGAGGAACGUACUGGUGUGGAGUGGGCAUCCCAUCUGUCUCUGCUCACAUCGAUGUCGUACAACUGAAUGUUUUGCAAGUAAAUAAAUUGCCACAGCUGCCGCCACCAUCACCCAUCUUUCCAAAAGAUCUCAAAGUGGACAAGCUCCAUCUGCCUAUAUACCUGACGGCUGUGAUGUGUGUGGCAGCGAUCCUCUGCGUGUGUAUGUUUACACUGGGUCUACUGCUGGCUGUUAAACAACGAAGAUCAAGCGUUCCUCACAGGAACAGAGAGAUCUCUGAUUACGAGACAAUGAUGGCAGACACAAGAACUGAACCUGAACUACACUGCAGCUGUUCGCAUCCAGACUGCACAGAACUUUCAACCCUACCUCCACCACCUCCUGACCUCUGCUCCCACCUAACAUCAAAUCAACGAGAGUCGGUGGUCUCUUUUGGCCCUGGUGAUUAUGCGGAUGUAGAGGGGUAUGUCUGCCAGUACCAACAUCUGGAUCUUCAGCAGUUAGAGGAGCAUGUCUAUCACUCUCUCCAUGGAAACGACAGUGACAAAAAGGAUGUGCCUCCAGGAUUAAAUGAGCAGAUUAGCACUUGAAUCUGUUUGAGGCAUCUUUUCUUUUACCCAAACCAACUUCGUUCUUCUAAUGUAACUGCCAAAAUUAAAAUGUUGUCUUAAACAUGAUCAGAGUCUUUAUCUUAAAUUUUACCUUCGUUUUCUCAUGGCUGUCUUCCCAGAUCCCACUAAUUUACCUAGUGGAUGAACUUUGUUACAGAAAGUCUGGUCUCACCCUG
Messenger RNA from Cheilinus undulatus (humphead wrasse), 1169 nucleotides. RefSeq lists its product as uncharacterized. The transcript has 5 exons. The record is from RefSeq and is a predicted model, not a curated record. Lineage: Eukaryota; Metazoa; Chordata; Actinopteri; Labriformes; Labridae. Bases 79 to 972 code for a protein of 297 amino acids.